Molecule: messenger RNA, 264 nt
Organism: Torulaspora globosa
Lineage: Eukaryota; Fungi; Ascomycota; Saccharomycetes; Saccharomycetales; Saccharomycetaceae
Gene: ACB1
Product: long-chain fatty acid transporter ACB1
Exons: 1
Coding region: 1-264 (87 amino acids)
Biological process (GO): fatty acid metabolic process
Molecular function (GO): long-chain fatty acyl-CoA binding
Source: RefSeq, a predicted model, not a curated record
AUGGUUUCACAAUUGUUCGAGGAGAAAGCUAAGGCAGUCAAUGAGCUACCAACCAAGCCCGACACCGAUGAGUUGCUGAAGCUUUACGCGUUGUACAAGCAAGCGACCGUCGGAGACAAUACUAAGGAGAAGCCGGGUAUUUUCAACAUGAAGGACCGCUACAAGUGGGACGCUUGGGAGGCACUGAAGGGCAAGAGCCAGGAGGACGCCGAGAAGGAGUACAUAGAGCUUGUGGACGCUUUGAUCGCCAAGUACUCGAAAUAG